CCCUCGACAUGGCGGAAGCGGCGCCUCCAGCGGAGAACCGGGAGGGUUCUGCGGGAGUCCCGGGGGCUUCUGCGCCGGGAGGCGGCGGCGGAGUCCCGGGAGCCGCGGCUGGGGACCGCCCGGUGUGUCUGCUCGUGCUCGGGAUGGCGGGAUCCGGGAAGACCACGUUCGUUCAGAGGCUAACGGCUCACCUCCACUCACACACCUGUCCUCCUUACGUCAUCAACCUGGACCCGGCCGUCCACAGCGUGCCGUUUCCCGCCAACAUCGACAUCCGGGACACCGUCAACUACAAGCAGGUGAUGCAGCAGUACGGCCUCGGCCCCAACGGCGGCAUCGUCACCGCCCUCAAUCUGUUCGCCACGCGCUUCGACCAGGUGAUGCAGUUCCUGGAGAAGAAGCAGCAGAACCACAGGUUCGUCCUCAUCGACACGCCGGGACAGAUCGAGGUCUUCACCUGGUCCGCGUCCGGAACCAUCAUCACCGAGGCCCUGGCCUCGUCCUUCCCCUGUGUGGUCCUCUACGUCAUGGACACGUCCCGCAGCGUCAGUCCCGUCACCUUCAUGUCCAACAUGCUGUACGCCUGCAGCAUCCUGUAUAAAACCAAGCUGCCGUUCAUCGUGGUCAUGAACAAGACGGACAUCAUCGACCACCGCUUCGCCGUGGACUGGAUGCAGGACUUCGAGGUCUUCCAGGACGCUCUGAACCAGGAGACGUCCUACGUCAGCAACCUGACCCGGUCCAUGAGUCUGGUCCUGGACCAGUUCUACGCAGACCUCAGGGUGGUGGGCGUCUCCGCAGUAACGGGAAGCGGAUUGGACGAGCUGUUGGUGCAGGUGGAGGACGCCGCCGCCGAGUAUGACAGAGACUACCGGCCGGAGUACGAGCGUCUGCGCCGGGAGCUGGCAGAGGCUCGCUGUCAGAAACAGAACGAGCAGUUGGAGCGUCUCCAGAAAGAUCUGGGAGAAGUAGACAUGAGGAGCAACACACACUCAGAGGACGUCUCCGGGCCCAGUGACCUCAUCAUGACCCGUGGUAACCAUGACGACCAGGAGGACGAGGAGGACAGCGACACGGACGACAUCGACCACAGCGUGACGGAGGACAGUAAGGAGGACGUCUCCUUCGGAACCUUCCUGAAGGAGCGGAGGGAGGUGAUUGAAGCCCGGGGCAGGAGGUCAGCUCCGCCCCCUGACCCCUGACCCCUGCACGCCCCGCCCCCCAGGACCGUGACCCUUUGACCUCAGUCCACAGAGAAGAAACUAUUUUUAUAUUUUGAGUCUUUGAGCGUUUUGUUAUUGUUUGUAAGACGAGAGAAAAGAACCUCAAUAAAAACCUUCACAGUAAAAGUCCACUGA
This is a messenger RNA of Salarias fasciatus (jewelled blenny), 1358 nucleotides long. It is a transcript of the gene gpn1, whose product is annotated as GPN-loop GTPase 1. The transcript has 13 exons. Gene Ontology annotation, molecular function: GTPase activity; ATP hydrolysis activity. The record is from RefSeq and is a predicted model, not a curated record. Lineage: Eukaryota; Metazoa; Chordata; Actinopteri; Blenniiformes; Blenniidae. The coding region runs from base 9 to 1202 and encodes 397 amino acids.